Messenger RNA from Kwoniella shivajii, 528 nucleotides. RefSeq lists its product as uncharacterized. The coding region runs from base 1 to 528 and encodes 175 amino acids. The transcript is spliced from 3 exons. Lineage: Eukaryota; Fungi; Basidiomycota; Tremellomycetes; Tremellales; Cryptococcaceae. The record is from RefSeq and is a predicted model, not a curated record.
AUGAUUAUUCCGGUCCUGUUACUACCUAUUCUUGCUUCUUUGGCAUUAGCGUCCCCUUUGAUGCCUCGAUCGGAAAAGCACCAAAUCCGAUCAGUAUCCAACCCGGAUUUAUGUCUUAGCAACGGGUUCGAGAUUGGACUCAACAGUUGUCACGACGAAGGAGAUGAUAUUCAAGCUGUUUUCCAAGAUUUCAAUCUUGAAUAUGGACCACAAGCUCAUAUUCAUUUAUCGUCCAACGAUUCCCUCUGUAUCGAUGCUGGUGGUGCUCACAACGGAGGUCGUGUUGUCACCAAGCUCUGUAAAGAGGAUUCAGUCACUCAGCAAUUCACCCUUAUCCCCGCUCAGGAUGGGACUAGGUACUCCAUCCAAUAUUCCUCUCCGGAUAGCGAUAUACCUCAUUGCCUUGACGUCACGAAGGAUGGAGGCAGCACAAACAAACCAGACUUCUUCGCUAAACCACUUCAAAAUUGGGAAUGUCAUUGGCCUAAUGACCCUGACGAAAAUCAACAAUUCUUCGAGCUUAUCUAA